UUGCUGAAAUAAAAAUUAAACUUUUGAACCGAAUUAAGAUCUAAUAUCGACGAGCUAACGUUACACAUCCGUGCUAGCUAGCAAAAAUAGCGUGGCGCGAGAUCGCGUCAAGAGACGAAAAAACACUUAAGUAGGUUAGCUCAGCUAACUAUCUUCAUGAAACUCUGACAAAAAAAAACUUUAGUAAUGUAUUAAUAAAUAAUACAUCAACGUGAGAAUUACGUAAUACAAGAAAUAUAUCCUGUCACUAAUCUAGUUCAGAUGUUCAACAAAAUGUGCAUAAAAAUGGAUAACUCUGUGUUAAUAAAUUUUCACUGUUGCUAGCUAAAUCUAGCUGUUAUUAGCUAGCUGCUAUCCAGUUUACAGGUAUCAUUGAGUCAUUCAACUCUUUAAAGAUUAUUAUGAGCAGAAGUUGAUCUGAACCCAGAGGAUGCUAGAGUCAUCAACAGAGUUCCCCCUUUCCCUGGAUAACUUGUUCUUUGACAGACCAGUGGUUCAUAAAGUGAAACCAUUAUGUCAGGAGAAGAGCCUGUGGAAGCUGGAUGCCGCACCCGAAAUUUCAGCAAUCCCAGCAACUCAGGAGCUCCAGAAAGAGGCAGAAAGCCUGGCUUCUACAGCUUACUCUCAGAAGACAAAGAAGUUUUUGACGCCUUUACGAAGACCCGGCGUCAGCGUAGGACGGUGUGUUCAAAGUCUGACAGACGAAGCAGAAGCCCAGCAGGUGUUUGAAGUGUGGAAGCCUGAAGUAUCUGUGUCUGGAUUCCAUCCCACUGUCAGUAGGCAUCCGGGCUGCCCUGCCGCGUCGCAGAAUUCGGGAGAAAUUGGACAUUUUCAUCCCACUGGUGCUAAACUCACAACCCGGUUAUUUAAACUGCCCGUGAGGAAGCUCGACAGCGUUUCCAUUCCAGCAACGAACCAUCGCUGUGUCAGUUCGGUCGCUACGGCGACGGAGCAUCCACACCUGCCUCACGCCGUGGCUGCUUCCUGUAGCCCUUUCGGAGAGUUCAGCCAGACAGAGGGAUGCAGCAGUCCACAACAAAACUACUCUGUUUGUCACCCUCUCACUCCCAAGCCUGUUCAGAUACAAGGCACAUCCGGACCAGGGAUCCUCCGUCCCGUGUCUGAAAUCCCUGUUAAAUUCAGGAGCGUCUUCAGCGAGUUCCCGUACUUCAACUAUGUGCAGUCUAAAGCGUUGGAUGAUGUUCUUUACAGCAGCAGGAACUUUGUUGCGUGCGCUCCCACCGGCUCGGGGAAAACGGUGCUGUUUGAGUUGGCUAUCAUUCGAAUCUUAAUGGAGACAACGGAACCUUGGCAUGAUGUCAAGGCCGUCUACAUGGCGCCCAUUAAGGCUCUUUGCAGUCAGCGAUAUGAAAACUGGAAGCAGAAAUUCGGGCCACUGGGACUGAACUGCAAAGAGCUGACAGGAGACACCGAGAUCGACGACUAUUUUGAAAUCCAGGAUGCCCAUCUCAUCAUGACAACACCAGAAAAGUGGGACAGUAUGACGAGGAAGUGGAGAGAUAACGCUUUACUGCACUCGGUCCAGCUCUUUCUGAUCGACGAGAUCCAUGUGGUGAAAGAUGUGACCCGAGGAGCGACUCUGGAGGUCAUGGUCAGCAGAAUGAAGACCAUGCAGUCGUACCGCAUGGCUGAAGAUCCACACUCUAAGACCUGCAUGAGAUUUGUAGCAGUCUCAGCCACCAUCCCAAACCUACAGGAUAUAUCCGAGUGGCUGUCGGACGAAUCGGGUCCAGCCACGUGUCUGAAGAUGGACGAGAGCCACAGGCCAGUGAAACUGAGGAAAGUGGUGUUGGGAUUUCCGUGUGCAAACAACCAGAACGAAUUCAAAUUCGACCUCUCUCUCAACUACAAGAUGGCCAGCAUCAUUCAGACCUACUCCGACCAGAAACCCACGCUGGUGUUUUGUUCCACGAGGAAAGGAGUUCAACAGUCUGCUGCUGUGCUCGCCAAGGACACCAGAUUCAUUAUGAGUAUUGAUCACAGACAGAGGCUGAUGAAAUAUGCCAACUCUAUUCUCGAUACCAAACUCAGAGAUCUAAUAAUGUGUGGCGUGGGGUACCACCACGCUGGUGUCAGUGUGUCGGACAGGAAACUGGUCGAAGACGCGUUUACGGUCGGCGACUUGCCUGUCCUCUUCACUACCAGCACUUUGGCGAUGGGUGUAAACCUGCCAGCUCACCUGGUGGUGAUCAAAUCCACCAUGCACUACGUGGGCGGAGCGUGUGAGGAGUACAGCGAAGCCGACAUGUUGCAGAUGAUUGGUAGAGCGGGCAGACCACAGUUUGACACAUCAGCCACUGCUGUGAUCAUGACUCGAUCUCAGACUAGAGACAAGUACCUGCAGUUAGUGAGUGGUUCAGAGACCAUAGAGAGCAGCUUGCAUACAAACCUGGUAGAGCAUCUGAAUGCCGAGAUUGUCCUUUACACCAUCUCUGACGUGAACAUGGCUUUAGACUGGAUUCGUUCCACGUUCCUCUACAUCCGAGCUUUGAAGAAUCCCAAACACUACGGUUUUUCUCCUACUCUCGACAAAUGUGGAAUCGAAACCAAACUGCAAGAGCUUUGUCUAAGAAACUUGAACGCACUGGCUUCGUAUAAUUUGAUCACAAUGGAUGAGGACAUAAACAUCAAGACUACAGAGAGUGGGAAGCUGAUGGCUCGAUAUUGUGUUGCAUUUGACACCAUGAAGCAGUUUAUGAAGGUGACCGGUACAGAAACCUUGUCUGAAAUGGUCGAUAUCAUAUCAAAGGUGAAGGAGUUCAGUGACGUCCAGCUAAGAGUCAGUGAGAAGAGAACCCUGAACAUGCUAAACAAGGAUAAGAACAGGGUCACUAUCCGGUAUCCGAUGGAGGGAAAGAUCAAAAGCAAUGACAUGAAAGUUAACUGUUUGAUUCAGGCUCAGCUGGGCUGCAUCCCGAUUCAGGAAUUUGGACUCACGCAAGACACUGGGAAGAUUUUCAGGAGUGGAAUCAGACUUAGCAAAUGCCUGGUGGAGUUUCUCACUCAACACUCCAAGAAGAAUUUCUCAGCCCAACUCAACGCCGUGAUUCUAGCCAAGUGCUUCAGAGCCAAGCUGUGGGAGGAUUCGCCCUAUGUGUCCAAACAACUGGACAGGAUUGGGUUAUCUUUGGCUAAUGCAAUGGUGAAUGCAGGACUGACUUCAUUCAGCAAAAUUGAAGCCAUCAAUGCUCGAGAACUGGAGCUGAUCGUGAACCGACACCCUCCGUUUGGAAACCAGAUUAAAGAAGCCGUCAGCAGACUCCCAAAAUACGAAGUUAGUCUGGAACAGCUUCCCCGUUACAGUGUCUCCACUGCAGAGAUCGUUAUCACAGUGAACUUGAAGAACUUUGAGGAGCGGAUGGUGAAAAGGACUGCACCGGACUAUCAUUAUAUCACGCUCAUAAUCGGAGACUGUGACAACAACGUCGUCUUCCAGCAGAAGAUCUCAGACACUUUACUGCUGAAGUCUGGAAGCUGGUCGAGGAGGACCGAGGUAACGAGAACGCCUAGCGGAGAUGAGAUCAGCGUCAAUUUAAUCAGCUCUGAGUAUGUUGGUCUGGAUAUCCAACAGAAAUUCAGUGCCUUCUACUCGGGAGCAAAGACGUUUAGAGCUGAAUCGUACGGAGCAGAGAGUCCAGCGUUUAUGAGAAACACGAGAGAAAGUCCACAGAGAAACACCAACACGGAGAAACCUCCCGCAGCACAAGCUACUGUGCAGAGAGAUCGGUUCAAAACAGAUCGUGCUCAAAUCGAUCCCAGCAAACGGCAGUGUAACCACUUUUGUAAAAACAAGCAGCUCUGUGGUCAUGAAUGCUGCAAAUUUGGUGUACAGAAAAGGCUCGUGAGUCAGGAUCCCACAUUCUCAUCAUAUCUCCAAGAUCUAAAGCUGAGGAACGAUAAACUCAUGGAGACCCCGGUCAAGCGCUUGAAGAUGAGGAUGAAAAGUGAGGCAGAGGCCAUCAACAUGCAGCAGUUCUCCUACACACCGAAAGAACCAGUGCCUGCUGCUACACGGAUUCAGAGAUGUCUUGCUACACCUCAACAGCAGGCGUAUGUUGUGUCAUGUCAUGAUGAGUACAACGAGAACACUGAAGAUUUUUAUUCUGAAAUGGAUGACGCAGUGGAGGAACAGGCCUUCCAGACUAACGCCAACACUACAUUCCACAAUGCUUCCAUGAGCAGAGAAGCUACAAACAGAGCGCUGAGCAGAAUCCCUCCCGGUGAAGCCACAGCUCACAUCUCACACGCAGACCUCAGCACCGACGGUGGCUUUUCAUCCGACGUCCUCAACGUGAACUUUGACCUGGCGCUGGAUGACUGGGACGAUUUCAGUGACGAUAACUUCAUGACAGCUUGUGAGGAUUUGUUCCAUCAGGGGCGUGGCUCUGCUCAAACUACAGGUCCUCCUGUCUGUGUGGAAGCUAAACCAGGAUCACUGAGACCUCAGACACCGUCAAGAGUCGGAGUUGCAGCUCUGCCGCCGCAAAAUACCACAAAAAUGACUUUUAAGAGAGCGUGUCCGGAUUUUUCCGUCACAUCAGUGAAGCAGCCGCUCGCGAAACAGAGCGAAAAUAUCUCACGAAUGAAUUUCUUUACAAAGAGAGAUUCAGCGUUCGAGGAGCACAAAAGCACCGGGAGGAGUCAGACGGACGAGGACCGAGAGGUCGACAUGUUCCUCGGUAUAUUUGAUGGAAUUUUCUGAAAUAAUUUUUUUUUUAUGAAUGAACGAAUUAAUUAAUUCUUUAAAAUGUUCUAUAUUAUUCUAUAAAAGUAUACAGUAUUUACAUAAUGAAAAAAUUUUUUUUUCAUGAAUUUGUUCAUUCAAAAUGUUACGUAAGUUCUUCACAUCUGAAAUGAGUCAUGUUGUAAAGUUUAUAGCCUCCUGUUAAAAUUCAUUCCUUUAUUUAUCUAGCAAAAUUUACGCUAGAUGUGAUGAGGUUACGACUGUGCACACCGUGGAUAAAAAUAAACAAACAAACAAAUAAAUAAAAUGUCUUAUUUGCAAUAUAACGCGAAUUUCACUGGAUGAAUUUGAACAUUUUACGUUGUUAUUAUAUUAAGUAAUUUAAUUUAAAUAUACCGUAAUAUUUUGUAGUUUAAAAAAAAAUGAAAUGUUCAUAAAUUGCAUGU
Messenger RNA from Ictalurus punctatus (channel catfish), 5151 nucleotides. RefSeq names its product helicase for meiosis 1 (gene hfm1). NCBI's taxonomy places the organism in Eukaryota, Metazoa, Chordata, Actinopteri, Siluriformes, Ictaluridae. The transcript is spliced from 40 exons. Gene Ontology annotation, molecular function: nucleic acid binding; ATP binding. The coding region runs from base 431 to 4723 and encodes 1430 amino acids. The record is from RefSeq and is a predicted model, not a curated record.